Molecule: messenger RNA, 759 nt
Organism: Diversispora eburnea
Lineage: Eukaryota; Fungi; Glomeromycota; Glomeromycetes; Diversisporales; Diversisporaceae
Source: the annotation of a GenBank genome assembly
AUGGUAACAGAAGUUAGCAAAAGUAUGGAUAUCGAUCCUAAACAAGCGGAAAGUGAUGAAAACCCUGAUUCCGAGUCAGAAGAAUCAGAAUUUAUCGUCGAAAAAGUUUUAAAUCAUAGGCUCAAAAAAGAUAAUACAUAUCAAUAUUUAUUGAAAUGGAAAGAUUACUCUGAUGAGGAAAAUACAUGGGAGGAAGAAAGAAACGUAUAUGCUACAGAACUUGUUGAACAAUAUUGGGAAUCAUGUGGGGGAAAACCUAAUCAAAAAAAAGGUACAGACAGACAAUCCAAAAAUAAAAAACAGAAUAAAACACAAAAAGCUACUCCCAGUUCAAAGAAAACCAACACGUCCGACUCGGGAAAACGUAAACGAGAACGAGAAGUAGAAGUAUCGGAUCAAGAGGAAGAUGAACUUUCUGACGAAGAAUUUCCGAGCCAAAACAAUAAUUCAAAAAAAACAAAUAAUUCAAAAAAAACCGCACCUAAAUUGCAAACCUUGAGAAAACGUAAACCUGAAUCAGUUGAUAAAAUUGAUGAUGAUAUUUCUGAAGAAUAUCCACCUCCUUCCUUAACGAGUUGGGAAGAUGAAGUUGAAGAGGUUGAAACCGUAGAGAAAAAUACUAAGGAACACGGACUUUUGAUUUAUUUAAACUGGAAAAGUGGCCAUAGAACAGUACAUCCAUCAGCGGAAGCUAACAUUAAAUGUCCACAGAAGAUAAUUCGCUUUUAUGAAACCCAUUUGAGAUUCAAAAGCGCAUAA